AACGGCACGGAGGAGCCAGAGUUUACCGUGGAGCUGUGGUUCUCUGAGCGGCGGCGGGAUGCAGAAAGGCCUGAAGAAGUACUUCAUCAACAUGGACGAGUACCUGUCCAGUCUGGGACUCUACCGGAAGAUGGUGGCCCGGGACGCGUCCAGUCUGUUCCGAGCCGUGUCAGAGCAGUUGUAUUACUCUCAGAACUACCAUCAGAAAAUCCGUCAGGACUGCGCCAACUUCAUGAGAACCAAUAGAAGCAACUUUGAACCAUUUGUUGAAGGCUCGUUUGAGAAAUACCUGGAGCGUCUGGAGGACCCCAAGGAGACAGUGGGUCAGGUGGAGAUCAAGGCUCUGUCUCAGCUCUACAGGCGUUGUUUCCUGAUCUAUCGUUACCCAGGGAAACCAGCCACAGUGAUCUCAGAGGACGACUUUGUGGACAAGGUGAUGCUGUGUUGCUCCAUCAACGGUCAUUAUGACAUUGUUUACCUGAGGAGUUACCCCACCUCUGCCGCCCUCUGUCAGUCUCUCCUGUACGAGCUGCUCUACACUCAGGUGUUUGGGGUGGAGGAGGCGGAGCUCUGUCAGGCCAUGGAGACCUUCAGGGUCGGAGGUCGUCGCUAUAGAAACAGUCCAUCAGUGUGUAGUGAUGCUGACAUCGGCUAUGACACACCUGAGGACCGAGGACAAAGGGAGGAGGUGGAGGCGGGUGGAGCUGCUGAGGAGAAACCCAGAGCUGUGGCAGAUGACACAAAGCCUCCUGCAGAAGCCCCGCCCCCCUCCAGACUGUGUCUCACCUACAAAGUGAUGAAGUCUCUGGAUGGAGAGGUUUACAGAAACCUGGAGUUUGACGUGUGGCAGGACACCUGCAAAGAGAUGCAGAAGACGGACUACAUGGUGUUCGCAGGGAGACAGUACUUCCUGGGAGACAAGUGUCAGGUGCGUCUGGAGCCAAAGGGGAAGUACUACAAUGCCUUCAUCCAGGAAGUAGGAACACACUCAUCAGCCGUCACUGUCUUCAUCGAGGAGCUGGGAGAGAAACACCUGGUUCCUCUGACGGAUCUGAAACCAGUGAAUCCAGUUCCUGCCUGGAACGUUGCUGCUCCCAUUAGAAAAGGAGAUCUGGACUCAGACUCUCGUGGUCAGCGCCAUCACCGUCAUCGUUACUUCAGGAAGUCUCGGGGUAGCAGUGGGUUGAAGGGGGCGGAGCUGCUGUUGCCACCGCCCUCUUCAUACGGAGGGCCCGCCCCCUCCACUCUGCCCCCUCGCUUCCAGCCGGCAGGGCAUCCCCGCCCACCCCCUCCUCCAUCACCUGGAACAAUGACCUAUGACCCCUAUGCCCCCCCACACCACCAUCCCCAUACAGCUAGACCUCCUCGCUACGGAGCGUCCAGAAGCUCAACCCGUUUCCUGAACCGUCACCUGAUUGGUCCGCAGCUGACCUAUUAUCACCCUGGCAGAAGAUAUUACCACGACUACGAAAAUUACACCUUCAGGUCUCGGCGGAGCCGCCGUCAGCUGGUCGCAGCUCUCAACAAAGAAUGUCAGUUUGGUUUCCUGCCGGAGACGGUGGAGGAGCCGGCCGAUCUGGACGCAGCGAUCGCAUACUACCAGCUGGACGACGCCAGUGACACAGUCUUCCCGCCACUGCCGGGUCCAGCUGUGGCUCCUCCCCCCAACAUGGGUGCCCCUCCCCCUGGCACCUCCUACAGAGUUCAGAGAGGGUCGGGGCCCCUCCCCCCUGCACCUCCACCUGGAAACACCCCGGUCUGCUCAUCAGAGGAGGACCAGGAGGACACAAGCACUGUGGAGGACCAGGGUGAGUACACAGAGGAAUACAUCUACAGCGCUCAGGAUCAGAGCUACCAGACCUCCGGUGUUUACACUGCCACUGAGCCCCCCCCCAACCAGGAUGAGCAGGAAGGAGGACCUGCUGACUCUCCACCAAGAACAGACCUGAACUACAACUACACACAGCAGGUAGUGAAGCCAUUAGCUGUCAUCUGCUCUUCACCGUCCUCUUCCUCCUCCUCACCCUCCUCUCCAUCAUCACAUGUACCUGCAGCUGCUCACCUGCCGCCAACUGCACACACACAGCCACGCUCAGCGGCCAUGACGGUUUCAGCUUCUUCUCCCUGGUUGGUUAACGAGCUGGGUGAGCCUCUCUGCACCAUGGUGGCUCCUCCCCCUUACUCCUACGACCCUAACGGCAGCGACUUUCCCCGAGACUGCAGAGUCCUCCAGUAUUACUUCAACUUAGGAGUCCAGUGGUACCAUCAGAGCUGUUGGCAGCAGCAGCAGCAGACGUACGCCCCCACCUCACCAGAGGCCUCCUACACCUACCAGCACUACCCCCCCUACCUGAGCCAGGAGCCCCUGCACGCUGCCCCUCAGUCCUACCCUGAGGCAGGUCGUGGCCCCCAUCAGCCCCCUUCAAACUACCCAGAAUCCACCAGGGCAGGAGAUGGACAGACAGACGGACACAGCAGUGGCCCCACCCCAUCUAUGGAAGGAUCCUCCCCCUCCUCCAUUAGCUCCGCCCCUCUAGGUUCCACCCCCUGCCCUGCUCUCCUGUACCCGGAUCAGACGCCUCUCCCCCCUCCCCCGAUGCUUCACUUGCCAUAUGAAGCUCCGCCCCCGGCCACCUACCUACCCUCCGCUCCUCACCCUGCUCAUCCUCACCCUGCUCACCUCCCCCAUCACUCCUCCUUCCACUGCCUCCCCCCGACUGCCCACUGGGGGACGCUCCAGACCGGAAGCCACGCCCCGCGAGUUUACUGCUCCGCCCCUAACCCCACCCAUGUCGUUGGUUACAUUACAGCCCCGCCCCCCCACCACACAGCCACACACUACAUCCCCCCCACCAUCUAA
Messenger RNA from Seriola dumerili (greater amberjack), 2860 nucleotides. It is a transcript of the gene alg13, whose product is annotated as putative bifunctional UDP-N-acetylglucosamine transferase and deubiquitinase ALG13. The coding region runs from base 59 to 2860 and encodes 933 amino acids. Gene Ontology annotation, molecular function: cysteine-type deubiquitinase activity. The transcript is spliced from 25 exons. The record is from RefSeq and is a predicted model, not a curated record. Gene Ontology annotation, biological process: protein deubiquitination. Lineage: Eukaryota; Metazoa; Chordata; Actinopteri; Carangiformes; Carangidae.